CGCCUUUAUAUCAAUCGUCCAUCAUCGGCCGUUACGACCAACCACCGCACCUUUGACAUCUGCUUUCCAACUUCUUCGCCAUCUACCCUACAAUUAUUGAUCCGAUCUUUUUAGGCUGAUCAGAACAAAGGGCGGCCGAUCUCUCGGAUCACAGUUUACACCAAUCGAUUCGAAUUGUUUGCAUUAGGGAAAUUCACGCCGAAAUGCCAGAAAUAGUUUACGUGGAAUCCAUUUCGGAUGAUGGAUCUUCGGUUGAAUCUAGUUCGGAGGACGGACGGAAUGCAAAAGUUAUUGUUUCAACUCGAGAAGUUAAGAAAACCAAAGAGUCCAAUCAAUUGAUACUCGCAACCUUUGCCGACAAGGAAAAAGCAACGUUAGAAGAAAUCGAAGCGUUAAAGAAAUGUAACGAUUAUUGGAAAGAGAUUGCACACACCCGAUUAAAGAAUAUAGAAACCAUGAAUGUCGCAUUAAAUUCACAAGCCAAAAGGAUCCAUGAAUUAGAAACGUCUAUUCUGAUGCUAAAGCGGAAGAACUUCGAGCAAAGAAAGCACGAUUUGAUACUUGUAAACCUCAACUUGAUUCAACAUCAACUCAAUAUGGGAUCGUCGUCCACGGCAUACCGACUACUAUGAACUUAUGCUCGAAAGAAGAAAUCCAAUUCUUUCAAGACGAAAAUUUCGGAUUAUUAAAAUCAUUGCAAUCAAUCAAAUGGAUCAAUGCCAAGAGUUUACAUGGCGGAAAAGUUAACUCUUCAAUCGUGAUUUUCCUAAGUAACUCGGAUGAUUUUGAGGUGUUAUUACAACGGAAACACCUUUUAUAUGGCGCUCAGUUCAAGCCGGUCAAGAAAUUUGUGGCUAAUUUUGAAGGUGGAAAACCUAGAUGUUUCAAAUGUGAAGGUGUUGGACAUUUCGCUAGGGAUUGUGGUCAACCAGAAGACGAUGAGGAUGAGGAUGAGGAUGACUACGAGGAUGACUACGAGGAUGAUUACGAGGAUGAUUACGAGGAUGACUAUGAGGAUGACUACGAGGAUGACUACGAGGAUGACUAUGAGGAUGACUAUGAGGAUGACGAGGAUGACUAUGAGGAUGACGAGGAUGACGAGGAGGAAUAUUGGCGCAAUGGUGGAUACCCGCCUGAAGACGGUUACUAUUAUUGAUUUAUGGAAAAACGAUCAACGGGCAAGAUAAGCGAGUGGAUAAUUAUCAUUCUUCAUUUUGGAUCUGCAAUUUACCUGCACUAUUUGGUACAACAUACAACAUCGUAAAUUGUAUACCACCGGUGUUUUAUGAGGUUUCCCGGGACCUUUUUGCUAGUAGUAUAUUGAUCGGGUUUGACUCUUUUUGAAAGUCCUUUUGUCCCCAUUUGUUUCAAUGAAAAUGAUUAAGUGUAAAGAAUGAGAAAUCCCAAAGAAUGAAGUUAUCUUGGUCAUUUCCAAAUUUAUAUUCAACAGUUUCAUUUCUUAAUCAUUGGAUACGUAGUUUGUUUUCUUUUUUCUCGAAUGAAGGUAUCGUUUCGUCAAGUGAGACAUCAUCAGUGCC
Molecule: messenger RNA, 1538 nt
Organism: Melampsora larici-populina 98AG31
Lineage: Eukaryota; Fungi; Basidiomycota; Pucciniomycetes; Pucciniales; Melampsoraceae
Exons: 4
Coding region: 629-1156 (175 amino acids)
Molecular function (GO): nucleic acid binding; zinc ion binding
Source: RefSeq, a predicted model, not a curated record